Mus pahari (shrew mouse) is the source of this 1803-nucleotide messenger RNA. RefSeq names its product translational activator of cytochrome c oxidase 1. The record is from RefSeq and is a predicted model, not a curated record. Gene Ontology annotation, cellular component: mitochondrion. Bases 185 to 1069 code for a protein of 294 amino acids. NCBI's taxonomy places the organism in Eukaryota, Metazoa, Chordata, Mammalia, Rodentia, Muridae. The transcript has 5 exons.
GUCCCCGCGCCCGGCUCCUUCGCGGUCACUCAAGGCGGUUCGGCGUCAGGAGGAGCCGAGCCUCUGAGUUUCUGGAGAUUUGUCGCAGCGAUCUGAACGCCCAGACCGGGUUGUCCCGGGGCCGGACUAGACAGGCUGAUUCUGGCUGCUCCUCUUUGCACCUCUCAGCCCCUUGUCGAAGCAGAUGAUGUCUUGGGCUGCCGCCAGCCUGAGAAAAACCGCUGUCCCGUGCUUUCGUGUGCGGUGUCUCGGGUUCCGCGUGGGUCCUUGGAGCGCCUCCCAGCAUGCAAACCCCGGCUGCGGUGCAGCUCCCCACAGGACGCUGCAUGUCAGCGCGACGGCCUCGGCGGGACACAAUAAGUGGUCUAAAGUCCGGCACAUCAAGGGCCCCAAGGACAUGGAAAGGAGUCGAAUCUUUUCUAAACUCACUCUCAGUAUCCGCCUGGCGGUUAAAGAGGGAGGCCCUAACCCUGAGAACAACAGCAGCCUGGCCAACAUCUUAGAGGUGUGUCGCAGCAAGAAUAUGCCCAAGUCAACCAUCGAGUCAGCGCUGAAGACAGAGAAAAACAAAGGCAUUUACUUGCUAUAUGAGGGUCGUGGCCCUGGAGGCUCCUCUCUGCUCAUUGAGGCGUUAUCAAACAGUGGUCCCAAGUGCCAUCUGGAUAUUAAAUAUAUCCUGAACAAGAAUGGGGGAAUGAUGGCUGAAGGAGCACGCCACUUUUUUGACAAAAAAGGAGUGGUUGUUGUUGGAGUGGAGGACAGAGAGAAGAAAGCUGUGAACCUAGAGCGCGCCCUAGAACUGGCUAUUGAAGCAGGAGCCGAGGAUGUGAAGGAAGCCGAAGACGAAGAAGAAAAGAACCUUUUUAAAUUCAUUUGUGAUGUUUCUUCACUACAUCAAGUGAGAAAAAAACUGGACUCCCUGGGCCUGUGUCCUGUAUCCUGUUCGAUGGAGUUCAUCCCUCACUCCAAGGUGCAGCUGGCUGAACCUGAGCUGGAGCAGGCUGUUCACCUCAUCCAGGCUCUUAACAACUAUGAGGAUGUGAUUCACGUUUAUGACAAUAUUGAAUAAGCAGACUCGACUAGACUUGUCUCCGGCUCUUUCCUAGGCCAGCACGAGCUUCUGCAGCAAUCUCGGAGACUGCAACAGGUGGAAGCCUAUUAGAGACCUGCUGCAAUGGCUUACAGCCUUGGGAAAGGGGGACUCAGCUCUGUUGGUAUCACAGGGCCAUCUGGAAUACAAGGUGAGACUGGCCAGCUGGUCUGACUCUGAUCCCAGGUGACAGGCUCUUGUGAAGAGUCUUAAGUGUCCUGUGGUACCGUAGAGUGGCAAAUGACCUUCAGUAAUAACAGUAGUGACUUUUGGAUGCUUUGCUGCUGGUUUGACUCUUGAGGUGUCCUGAUUUGUGUCCAGUUUUUGAGCCUCUGGACUAACUGACACUCAAGUCCACAUGCUUACUUCUCUACUUUCAUACUAAGAUUGUCUUUUUCCUUUUCUUUCUGUUGUGGAAUAGACACAUGGCUGUUCUUGUGGUUGAAUGCUGGUCUAACGACCUAGCCUUUUCACUUGUUCAUGCAGCUAAUGUUUCUUGAACGCCUUACUUUACAGGAAUUGUGCUUUUCUAGGGAGCAGGCAGUUCAGCUGGUGCUUCUGUCCUGCUCUAAGAUGUAAGACCUCAAAUGGAAGACACAGGGAGGUACCCAUGGCGCUGUUCCAGGGUGUCAUGGAUUACAUUCAUUAUCUUUGUUCUCUUCAUGUGGUUCUGUUCCCCUUUUGAGAGCUUAAGCUUUAGUGUCAGUAGAAAA